UGCCAGUGCCAGUGCCAGUGUGUCAGUACCAGGUAUUGAACCAACCCUAUCCAGACCUGCAUUCUUGGUUGUACUCAAAUUAAGGACCUGAAAGAGGACUUACGCACUUUGAUCAUUGAAAGAUUCCCCGAUUUAAACACCACCGAGACGGGGUCAAAUUGUUCCUGUAAACUUAUAUCGAUAUUUUGACAGAGAGGAUAUUUUGCAUUUCUUGAACACCGUGUGUUGUUGGAACGUCCCCGGAGAAAGGCUCAGUGGGGGUACGAGAUGUAGUACAUACAUUGGAUAUUUGCACCUGGAACACAACCCGUUUUGAAAGGUCCUUGCACCGAGAGAGAGCAAGAUAGUUGUAGUACCUGUAAGUUUUGUCAGAGAGGAUAUUUUCACCUUGAACACGGAGUAUUGGGAAGCCUUCAGAGACAGUUGCACCUAGAUCCUAUUGAAUUGGAAGGUUCCCGCAGUUAAAAAGCACGGAGGGAGUAAAAGAUAUAUAGUACCUGCACGUUUUGACGGCGGAAAUUUGCACCAGGAACCCCGCGUGUUGAAAGGUCCCGGGAGUUAAACAGCACAGAGGGUGUAUAUCCCCGUAUUUUGUGACAGAGAACAUUGUAUCAGAAGGUGGGGCCCGGAGUUGUAAUUGUAUAUCAAGCACGAAGAGAUGGGUGAAGCAAAGCACCGUCCCUUGUCGACUUCAAGUCACCAGCCCGACAAGAAGACCUGGAGAGUUGUGAGCAUCCUCCUCGGAGUGAUUUGUGGAAUUCUUUUGAUUGUGUGUGUGCUUUUGGGCAUCUUUUUGGCACAUGCAGUAGCGGGCAAAGGACCGAGAGUUUGCUCGACCCCACGGUGUCUGGCUGAUGCCGGUCGCAUCAAGGGGUAUUUGAACACAUCUGUGGACCCGUGUGACAAUUUCUACGAUUUUGCCUGCGGGAACUAUCCUGAGGAUAACCCCUUUGAUGUGAUAGGACGAGAAGUUUUGGAGAUGGUCCGGCGAGGUCUUGAGCAAGACAUCGAAAAUAAUGCUACGAACUCGACAGAGAGAAAAAUGAAGGAGUUUUACGCCUCUUGUAUGGAGAGUGACGUCACGGAAGACCGGAAGAUGGCGGAAGUGAUAGACAUGGUGAGAAAAAUAGGCGGGUUCGGCCCCAAUCUGCCUGCGGAUAAAAUGAAUCUGUACGAGUUUAAUCCAGUUUAUUUCGACUUUGACGAUGCGUUACAGUAUGUCCAAUUCAACCUCUCUACUGAUGCUACCCUUUCCGUUAGUGUUAAACUCGAACCAAAUACUGAAACAGAUAGGUUGGAGUCCUUCAUAUCGAUUGCGUCAAAAUAUCAAUUCCUGUGCACCAUCCUCGAUGGUGAUUUUUACAACGACACUAAAGCGCAUGCUCAGAGGAUGAGCGAAUGUUUCGGCGGGAAGUCACAAAGUGGUAAAAGUCAAUUCGCAAACGACGUCGUGGAAGUUAUUAUGUACUACUGCAAGAAGGACGACACGGAAUCGAUCGCGAAUUUCACAACUAAAAGAAUGACUUGGAAUGAACUGAUGACAGACCAACCCUGGUUAAAGAACAGUAAGAUUGACUGGUCAAGCCUGUUUGAGAAGCCGUUCCGGGAAUGGAACCAUCAGCCAUUUGAAAUCAGCGAAUCUGGUGUUUGGAUGAUGAAACAGCUCAGCGACAUUUACGAAAAUCUCAAUGUGAGGAAGUUCCGUAACUAUCUGAUCUAUGUGUUCCUUGAUGAAAGCCGACGAGGGAUGCCGAAGUGUAUCGAUGACGCCGAGUAUGGCAAAUCAACCCCUGUUCGCGAUCCAAUGGAAGGCACCACAAUAUGGAAGCGAUGCAUCAUGGAAAAAGUCAAUCCUACGUUUUCAUUGGGCAUCCUGGCCAUGUUGGAGAAACAGAUGGAUCACCCUAUCGUCACAGAUGAAAAGUUACGCAAGAUUGUCGAAGAGAUCCGCGCGGUCAUACUCAAGAGGAUCACGGCCCUACCAUGGCUAGAUGACUAUCUCAAAGAAAGAAUAAAGAAGCGUGUUGAAGACAAGGUGGUCAUGCUCGGGGGCCCACGACGGGUGCUCGACGACGAUUUUGUGGACCGGUUUUUCAAAAAUUUGCAUAUCAACAAAUCUCUACCAUACCUUGUGAAUGAUAUCAACGCUAAGAAGUUCCAGAGGUUAAUGCAGGCGAUCGCCCUGAGGUCGCCGAACAUACACUACCAUUUGUACAUAAAAAGCACCGAUGCCAUGUUCGUGAAUGCAAUGAACGAGGUGUACCUUGGAGGCCUUGUCAUGUUUUGGUCCAUCUUGAGGUCGCCAUUCUACAAUUAUCAUUCUCAGGAGUAUCUACAAUAUGGUAGCAUUGGAGGGAUUAUUGGACACGAAUUUGGACAUGAUUUUGACGGCGUUCACACCUACGAGACUUGGGCGAACCAGACGGAAGUCCCGGAAUUAGUGAAGUCCGAGUCAUGCCUGCAAGAUUAUUACCGCAAUAUUAAUUAUACUGGAUGGGAGCCUCCUCCUCAGGACCAAGGUGUAGCAAUGUCUAAUCAAGGAAUACCAGACGUCGUUGGAGUGAAAUGGGCAAUUGAGGCUUACAGAAAGCACGUGGCCGAUAGAGGGCGUGAAGACGACAUACUGGCUGGACUUCCCUACACCCAGGAGCAACUGUUCCUGAUUUCAAAAACACAACUGUGGUGUAAUAACGGUGAGGCGUUCAUGACCAUCAGGAUGUUAGGAUCGGAAGGGUUAAACCCAUAUUUUCCCGAAAUCUUCAACUGCCCGAAAGAUGCGCCGAUGAACCCCGAAAACAAGUGUAACCUCUGGUGAUGGGACUGUUAUCUCUAAUUUCAACAAAAUUACGAACAUAUUAUUGUGGCAUUAGAACUGAGUCGAACUGCCUUGCUUCUUAGAUAAAAAAACGAAAUUAUAGGGUGAUAUGAAUAAAGACUAGUAAAUGAUUUUACUUCAGUUUUGUACAGAAAGGCCUAGUGUAAAUGUACAUGGUGUUUUCAGUAAAAGCAAUUGCUAGUCUUUAUUCAUAUCACCCAUAAUAUGUUUAUAGAUUGGCCAUGGCUUGUUUGGUAAAAACACUGCUUGUUCAUAAAAUACUACGUACACUCCGCCCGCAGUGUACCGGCUUCGUCCCUCAGCCAAUGAGACAGUGAAUAUGAUGACGAAAUGGACUGCCACGGGAGUCUGGUAUGCGGUUGAGCCAUGCACCAUAGUGCAUGGCUAAAUCAAUAACAGCAUGAUCGCGGUCCCACAACGCCAAUAGUCAACCUUCUGUCCUGCUUCUAUGAAUACGCGAAAAACGCGUGCUGACACAGUGCUUUAUCAAGAUCAAGACAGUGAUGAAAAAAGGCGCGAGAGGUGGCUAUUCACACUUCGUUCAACCAUGCCAUUCCAUUACGCACCACUGCUCAUUACAGAUCCUGGUUUGUAACGCCAUUUUCCCAGGGACCGAAAAGGACAGAGAACAGAUCACGCACUACAAUCUUAUAACAAUGCACACUAUACAUUGUAUAUACCCGCAAUGGCUAUCUUAAUACAUGCAAUCAAACGUUACUACAAACAUGAAAAAAAUGUUUCGUAAGACAAGCUCAUUGAUCUACAUAUAAGAUGAACGUACAUAUUUAAUUCAAUCAGAAACCCUAAUCUUUGGUGACAUGACCAAAAGAAAUGAACGCCUCGAGAGCAUUGUUUCGGUUCGUACGCUCUCAAUUAGACCGGCCUGGCCCGUCCCACUUCAUUUCGUCAGCCCCGGCGGUCUCGCUCCUAACAGGCUGGAGAAUCGUCCGUGGUCCGCGGCUCCCGAUUUGUUCCCGAUGCUGCAGAUAAAUAUACAUGUAUAGUUUUAAUUGUCAGUUGUAUAAGUAUAUUUUGAUAAAGAUGUGAGUUUGUGUUGUUUUCAAUAAAAACCUUAUAGCUCAAAUAUCAAA
This is a messenger RNA of Lineus longissimus, 3927 nucleotides long. RefSeq names its product membrane metallo-endopeptidase-like 1. The coding region runs from base 659 to 2815 and encodes 718 amino acids. Lineage: Eukaryota; Metazoa; Nemertea; Pilidiophora; Heteronemertea; Lineidae. The transcript is spliced from 17 exons. The record is from RefSeq and is a predicted model, not a curated record. Gene Ontology annotation, cellular component: plasma membrane. Gene Ontology annotation, biological process: protein processing. Gene Ontology annotation, molecular function: metalloendopeptidase activity.